GAUUUAAGAGGCUUACUUACAAGGAUCGAGUCACAGACGCUGCCAGCCAAGUGAACAGCUUUUCCGGAAGGCUGGGCGGGGCUGGGAGCAGAACAAGAGAGAAGGACCCCAGCGUGACUGACGUGGGCGGGGAAAUGACAUCACCAAAGUCCCCGCCCACAUCUCACGCCCACUCCUCUCUCAUUGGCUGCAGCGUGUCUAUGGGAAAGAAGUUAGGGCCGGCGGCCCGAGCUGAAGAUAGAGACAUGCUUCUGGCAGGAAGCCCUGUGGAUGGGAGGGGCUGCAGUGUUUCAGCAGGGAUUUAACAGCCUUCUUGAAGAAAGUCAACGAAAGGCUCUGUUGUCCUGGACUACGUGUUCCGUCACCUAAAUCUCGUGGAGAUAGAUUACUUUGGGCUACGUUACUGUGACAGAAAUCAUCAGACGUAUUGGCUGGAUCCUAUGAAGACAAUUUCAGAGCACAGAGACUUGAUCAGUACUGGACCUCCCUACACUCUGUAUUUUGGUGUUAAAUUUUAUGCUGAAGAUCCUUGUAAACUGAAGGAAGAAAUAACAAGGUAUCAGUUUUUUCUACAAGUGAAACAGGAUGUUCUUCAAGGACGCUUGCCAUGUCCAUUUAACAUCGCUGCUCAGUUAGGAGCAUAUGCUAUCCAGUCGGAACUUGGGGACUAUGAUCCAUUUAAGCACGUCACUGGUUAUGUGUCAGAAUACCGCUUUGUGCCUGAUCAGAAGGAGGACCUGGAAGAGGCCAUUGAGAAGAUACACAAAACCUUAAUGGGACAGGUGCCUGCUGUAGCUGAAUCCAAUUAUUUAGGAGUUGCCAAAUCCCUUGAAAUGUAUGGAGUGGAUCUUCAUCCUGUUUAUGGGGAAAACAACUCUGAAUACUUUUUAGGCCUGACUCCUGUAGGACUGUUUGUGUACAAGAAUAAGAAGCAAGUGGGAAAAUAUUACUGGCCUAGAAUUACAAAGUUACAUUUCAAAGAGACACAGUUUGAAGUACGAGUCCUCGGAAAAGAUUGCACUGAAACAUCAUUCUUUUUUGAAACGAGGAACAAAGUUUCCUGCAAAAGUCUGUGGAAGUGCUGUGUGGAACAUCACACUUUUUUCAGGAUUCCAGAGAAUGAUUCUAGUACACUGUCAAGGAAACUGAGCAAGCUUGGUUCUCUGGGGUCCAGGCAUCGCUACAGUGGCAGGACUGCUUAUCAAAUGAGCAGAGAUCUCUCUAUUCAACUGCCACGGCCUGACCAAAGAGUGGAGAGGAGUCGGAGUAAAACUUACCCCAAAAGGGCAGCACUCACGCAGCAGCCAGGAUCAAACAAUAUAGAACAGCCAACUACAAAUAUGGAACAGGGCGACAAGGAAGGAACCACAAAAUUUAUUGCACCAUCUCCUGUUAAAAGCUCCAAGAAAGCAAAACGUGAUACAAGCCCAGACACUCAAAAAAGCAAAAUAAGUGCGCCAUGGGAAGAAAAUGGCACUCCCAGUGGAUUGUAUAAUUCUCCUAAUGACCGCAACAAAUCACCAAAGUUCCCAACUCCCCGGCAUCGUAAUCAGUCUGGCAGUGAUAAUGAAACAGGGCAGCCAGUGAGGAGGAAAGGACAGUGCAGUGGUGAUGAAGCUGAUCUAAAGCACAGAAGAAGAUCACGGUCUCGUUGCAAUACAAGUAGUGGCAGUGAAUCUGAAAACUGCAACAGAGAACAUAGGAAGAAGAGAAACAGGUUACGGCAGGAAAACGAUAUGGUCGAUUCAGCCCCACAAUGGGAAGCAGUGUUAAGAAGACAAAAGGAGAAGAACCAGGCUGACCCGAACUACAGGAGAUCCAGACAUCGAUCUCGAUCGAGGAGCCCAGAUGUACAAGCAAAGGAAGAGUUAUGGAAGCACAUUCAGAAGGAACUGGUUGAUCCCUCGGGUUUGUCUGAAGAACAAUUAAAGGAAAUUCCAUACAUGAAAAUAGAAACGCAGGGUGACCCUAUCCGUAUUCGCCACUCCCAUUCUCCCCGCAGCUUUCGCCAGUAUAGACGAUCUCAGUGUUCUGAUGGGGAGAGAUCAGUACUGUCAGAAGUCAAUUCAAAAAAUGACCUUGUGCCUCCUCUGACUGUGACACGUGCCUCAGACACUCAUGGUUCUGUGCAGCAGAAAAGAGCUGGGUCCAAGGAGAGCAUCAUUGAGUCCAGUGUUUCUCCUCUCAGUAGAGAUACAAAGCACAGUGUGAAAACCAUGAAGACCACACAGGCCUCACGUCUUAAAACAGAAACUUGAAUGCGGGACAUAAUGACUGUCCAUCUCUACAACUAUGAACAUAUGGAACAUUUGGACAAGCAACUCAAACUGGGUUGGAGACUGCUUUAAACAUUAAAUUAUUGCUGCCAGAAUGGAUUGCAUCUCACUCAUACAAACAAGAAAGUUGUUACAGGACUAAAGGGGACACACCAUUAUCAGCACACUGGUCCAGUGGUUGGCCAUUGCAGCACUGUGGUCCCGAGUUCAAUUUCAACCAGGGCCAUACCUGCAAGGAAUCUGUUCUCCCUGGUUUCUCUUUGGUUCAACAAUGGGAAAAACAUGCUGCUGUGUCAUCCAAUGGAUAUCUUUAGUGUACAUGCACAGACAGAUGCGCUCUCUCUCGCCACAUGGACUUUAUAUUCAGUACCACAAGCCUGUUGUUCUUGGUCACUACUGUGUUUGAGAAAUAGAUGUUGGUAAAUGAUAAGAUGUUUCUCCGCUUUAAGUGCAAAAAGGCUGAACUGCCUUAAUUUUCACUCAUUACAAGCAAAACAUUCUCAGCAUUUCCACUUUCUGGGGUUGGGGGAUAUUUUAUCUUGCAGUAUUAAAAUUUGAAGUAUUUAAAAAUAAAAUACCAGCCAAAAUGUAA
Molecule: messenger RNA, 2868 nt
Organism: Xenopus tropicalis (tropical clawed frog)
Lineage: Eukaryota; Metazoa; Chordata; Amphibia; Anura; Pipidae
Gene: epb41l4a
Product: erythrocyte membrane protein band 4.1 like 4A
Exons: 23
Coding region: 441-2258 (605 amino acids)
Cellular component (GO): cytoplasm; cytoskeleton
Molecular function (GO): cytoskeletal protein binding
Source: RefSeq, a predicted model, not a curated record